AUGUCUUCGACGCACACUAACCUGGGAGCUCUCGGCUUGCAGGAGUCAGCGUCGGAAGGCAGGCAGGUCGAGAAGGACGACGCCGCAGUGGUAUCCGGGUAUGGAGGAUACGACAAACUACAGGCUGGAGAACUCGAUGAAAAACCUGUCCGUAUCAUCACGCAACAAAUGGGAGGAAUCUCACUAUCGGGCAACGCACAUAUCAGCGGCGGGAUCGUUGCCGCCGGCGACGUCCAUACAAACGUUGUCAUCCAACUACCGUCCAAAUCUCCCAGCGCUACUCAAGCAGCAGAGCAAGCGCGGUUGAAAAAGGAAGAAGCCCAAGCCCAGGCGCGUCUCUUGGAAGAGGUUCUGGAGUGGUUGGCGCCCAAUGCGCAUUUCCGAACGGUGCAGAGUGAGAAUUUGGAGAAGUGUGCUGAUGGGACGCUCUCCUGGUUCAUCGCUGCGGAAUUGUAUCUGUCGUGGAAGAGGGGAGGCGAUCGUAUCAUCUGGGGCACUGGAAUCCCUGGAGCCGGAAAGACCGUUUUAGCCUCGCGAGCUAUUCAUGAUCUCGAGGAGCACGCCAGUACCACCAAGGGCAAGAUCUGUGUUAUCUUCGCCUACUGUCGCUACUCAGAGCCACUCACAGUCGAAGAAAUCCUAGAGGCUCUUGUCAAACAGUUCCUCGAAUGCGACCCCUCACUGGUCACCAUCGUCGAGCCCAUCUACUCUCGUUACAAAUCUCGACAAAAAAACCGUCCCACCCAAGUCGAGCUCCUCGAGCUCCUGCAGACGCUGGAAACCCAUUUCGAAAUCGUGUUCUACGUCGUCGAUGGGCUCGAUGAAGCGAUCGUGAAAACGAGGUUCGACUUGAUCAAGGCUAUCAACCGUCUUCGAGGCCGCUUUGCGCUCACGUCAAGGCCGAUACGAAGGCUGGAGCUGGGUCUGCCUGCGACGAAAUUCUACGAGGUCACGCCGGAUCCGACGGACAUCGUCCGCCUCGUUGAGCAGAAGCUCGAGGGUGACCCGGGGUUCUGUGACCUCCUGGAUAGGUACGGGCAUCGCGAGGAGCUCAUACAUCGAAUUGAGAACAAGUGCAGCGGGAUGUUCCUCCAUGCAGCUCUUCAACUGGAAUACGUGUACCGCUGUGAGACGAUUACAUGCAUACAGAAAAGCCUUGAUCGUUUUCCACCGCAACUGGAGGGCAUGUACCACGAGGCCAUGGAGCGCAUCAACACGCAGAUCCCGCCGGAAAACGCUGCACUUGCGAAACACGUCCUUCUGUGGCUUGUAUUUGCGAAUGAGACGCUGUCGCUGUAUAAGCUUCUGGCGCUUGUGGCUCUGACUUGCGAUAGUGCCAUCCCGAGUGAAGAAAAUCCACAGACGGAGGUUGCCCUGGUCCAUGGAGCAACUCUCGCCUCCCUUUGCUGCGGCUUGGUUCAUUUCGAGAAGAAGACAAGCUUGAUGCGCCUCGUCCAUUUCACGGCCAGGGAGGUGUUAGCCCCCAUCCUGUCCAAGGACUUUCCCAACCCCCAUGGUCUGCUAUUCCGAGCAACUACCAGCCAUCUGGUAGCCCACCAUAUCCCCAACUAUGAAGCAUUCGGUGCCGCUCCAAAAUUCGCCCCAGCGGAGCUCAAGAACCCCGCCCUGGGGUACUCCUACAAGCAUUGGGCAUACCAUGCGAGGGAGGGCGCGUCCAAAUCCGAUAGUCUGGCCGCCGAAGUCUUCGAGUUCCUUAAACUUUGCGUCUCGUACCCGUUGGAGAUCGGGUGGACUCUCGAGCGACUCUCACCCCUCCAUGUUGCCGCGAGGUAUGGUCUGGACAUGUUUGUUGACCAGCUCGUGACUGAGGUGGCCAAGGGCGACGUUGCUGUUCGGACCGAGGGCGUCUGGGAGGCGACCCCGCUGAUUGUUGCGGCGCAGUAUGGUCAUGUCGAGGUCAUCGAUCGGCUUCUCAAACUUGGCCGUCUUGCGAUCCUCAAAUCCGUCCUCGGUGGCCACAGCAAACCCGGGUUGCAUCUCCUUACGGGCCAAAUCAACCUUCGAGAUUCGGCUGGGAAGACGGCGUUGAUUACGGCGUCGAUGCAUGCGCAGGAUGAGGCUGUCCAACGACUCCUCCAACACCCCGAUGUUGAUGUCAACGCUAAGAGCAACCUUGGGUAUACCGCCUUGAGAUGUGCAAGAACGGAGGAGACCUUGGACAGCUUACUCGCACGCAAGGACAUUCAGGUCAACUCGCAGGAUGAAGAAGGGGUGACGAUGCUGAUGUCGGUAUCAAAGUCGCCGGGAGGCGAGUGGGCGGUGGAACGGCUACUCUCGAGGCGGGAUGUCAAGGUUGGGGCUACAUGCAAGAAGGGGUGGACGGCGCUGAUGUACGCAGCGGACGUGGGGCAUGCGCCCGCCAUUAGGCUCUUGCUUCAGCACAAGGAUGCCCGUCCGAACCACCAGGCCCGCGAUGGGACCACGGCGCUAAUGUUGGCAGCGGAGAAUGGCCAUGAAGCUGCUGUCGAAGGCCUACUCGAGGACGAGGGCAUUGAUGUUAAUGUUGCCAUUGGGUGGGCGGGGAUCACUGCACUCAUGCUCGCCUCGACUCCUGGCGUUGUGUCUCUUCUGCUCCGGAGCAAAGGGAUUAGGACGGAUAUGAAAGAUAAAUAUGGGUAUACUGCUCUUACUUCAGCUAAACGAUACCCGCUCCAUGCGAUCGCUGAUGAGGGCAAGCGGAGGAAUCAUGAAGGAAAGAUUGCAUUGCUGGAGGAGUUUGAGAGAAGUAGCCACAGUGGUCAGUAG
Messenger RNA from Coprinopsis cinerea okayama7#130, 2766 nucleotides. RefSeq lists its product as hypothetical. The record is from RefSeq and is a predicted model, not a curated record. The coding region runs from base 1 to 2766 and encodes 921 amino acids. Gene Ontology annotation, molecular function: protein binding. The transcript has 6 exons. Lineage: Eukaryota; Fungi; Basidiomycota; Agaricomycetes; Agaricales; Psathyrellaceae.